Messenger RNA from Spea bombifrons (plains spadefoot toad), 1488 nucleotides. RefSeq names its product opsin 1, short wave sensitive (gene OPN1SW). NCBI's taxonomy places the organism in Eukaryota, Metazoa, Chordata, Amphibia, Anura, Pelobatidae. Gene Ontology annotation, cellular component: membrane; photoreceptor outer segment. Gene Ontology annotation, biological process: G protein-coupled receptor signaling pathway; visual perception; phototransduction. The coding region runs from base 1 to 1050 and encodes 349 amino acids. Gene Ontology annotation, molecular function: G protein-coupled receptor activity. The record is from RefSeq and is a predicted model, not a curated record. The transcript is spliced from 5 exons.
AUGUUGGAAGAAGAAGAAUUUUACCUCUUUAAAAAUAUAUCCAGUGUGGGUCCAUGGGAUGGGCCUCAAUAUCACGUAGCCCCGAAAUGGGCAUUUUACCUUCAGACAGUCUUUAUGGGCUUUGUGUUAAUAGUUGGCACACCACUGAAUACCAUUGUGCUUGUGGUGACAGUUAAAUACAAGAAGCUACGACAACCACUGAAUUAUGUACUGGUAAAUAUUGCUUUGGCUGGGUUCAUCAUGUCUGUGUUUUCCAUAUUCACAGUUUUUGUGUCCAGCUCUCAAGGUUAUUUCAUAUUUGGAAAGACUGUGUGUGCCCUGGAAGGGUUUGUGGGCUCUCUUACAGGUUUGGUUAUCGGCUGGUCCUUGGCGUUCUUAGCCUUUGAAAGAUACAUUGUUAUCUGCAAACCAGUGGGCAGUUUCCAUUUCAGCUCUAAACAUGCUCUGACUGUGGUGUUCACCACUUGGAUUAUUGGGGUUGGAGUGGCCCUUCCUCCAUUCUUUGGCUGGAGCAGGUACAUCCCGGAAGGCUUGCAGUGCUCCUGCGGUCCGGACUGGUACACUGUGGGCACCAAGUAUCGCAGUGAAUAUUACACUUGGUUCAUAUUUAUUUUCUGCUUCCUCAUGCCCCUGUCUUUGAUCUGCUUCUCAUAUGCUCAGCUUCUGGGGGCGCUGCGGGCGGUGGCAGCACAACAGCAGGAAUCUGCCAGCACCCAGAAGGCAGAGCGGGAAGUGUCCCGCAUGGUCAUUGUUAUGAUUGGGUCAUUCUGUCUGUGUUACGUCCCUUAUGCUGCAAUGGCCAUGUACAUGGUGACCAACCGCAACCAUGGUCUAGACCUCCGUCUUGUCACCAUUCCUGCUUUCUUCUCUAAGAGCUCUUGUGUCUACAACCCCAUUAUUUAUUCCUUCAUGAACAAACAGUUUCGGGCAUGCAUCAUGGAGACUGUGUGUGGGAGACCCAUGACAGACGAUUCAUCGUUAUCAAGCUCCAGUCAAAAAACUGAAGUGUCCACAGUGUCCACAAACCAGGUCAGCCCGUCACCAACCUAAAAAUGACACCUUCAACAAUUGGUUUCUCCUUACCUCCAGGAUUCAUAACAUGCCUAUAGUGACCCUGUUGUUUGAGGAUACUCUGUUGGAUUAUACUGGACAUCUGGAAGGUAGAAUUCUGCAGACACUGGACAACUUUGAUCAAUUUAUCGGUUUUAAGCUUUCAUCAGACAAGUGAAUAGCAUUGUUUUAAUAACCCAAACCAAUGUAUUGUUUAUCAUUACAAGAGCUGCAUUGGAAGAGAAUACCACUUCUUAUUAAAGAAGAGCACAGAAUAGCAGGUUAUGCCAAACUUUGUUACACUCAGUCCCACCCAGGGUAUAUAUUCUGUGCUCAGGUGAGAAGAUCCUUCAAAUCUCUCCCAUUUGGCGUUGACAGUAUAUCUAUAUAUUUAUAUAUAUGUGUAAUAAAAUCUCCAAAGUAAUUCCUCUUUGCACA